Molecule: messenger RNA, 897 nt
Organism: Octodon degus (degu)
Lineage: Eukaryota; Metazoa; Chordata; Mammalia; Rodentia; Octodontidae
Gene: CUNH8orf74
Product: chromosome unknown C8orf74 homolog
Exons: 4
Coding region: 1-897 (298 amino acids)
Source: RefSeq, a predicted model, not a curated record
AUGGCACUGUUAACACCGCAGGGAGUAAAAGAAGUCUUCCAGCUGCCGAAACAGAGAGGCCAGGAGCACCUGCGGAGACUGCUGCACUGGGAGGAGCAGGAUGGGCGCUGGAACCUGCGCAGGAGCAUCUUGCUGGACGCCCUCUAUGACAGCGUCCUCUUCGCAGCGGGAGGAGGCUUCCCCUGGCUGGAGGUGGCGCGGGCUGUCAAGUUCACCGAGGAGCUGCUGGUGGAGACCAAAGGUUGUUCUGUCACUGAGGCAGUGAGGAUUCUGGGGAGCAAGCUCAUGGACUACCAGCAGCAGUUCACCACCCAGCACCUGCUGGCCCUCUGUGACUACUUCCACAACACCUUCAUCCGCCACUACCGGCUCUACCAGUAUGUCCUGGGCCAGGACCAGGAUAUCAACCUGAGUGUCACCCACCUGGAGGUGUGCACACCGCCCCAGCCCCUGCCGCUGGUGGAGGGCACACACAAGGACACAUGGAGGCAUGAGCAGCAGGUGGCUGCACUGGGGGCUGCCGAGGAGCAGAAAUACAAGGACGUGAGGCUCCUGAAGGAGGCGCUGCAGGCAGAGGAGGCGCGGCUGCUGGAGAGGACAUUUGAGCACGCAGGGGCCCAGAGCACUGAGGGGACACAGCCAGGUCAAGGCCUGUGCAGAGAGGCACUAAAGCACCUGGUCCAGGAGGCUGCCAGCAUCCAGACCAAGAGCCUGGGGCAGCAGCUGCAGUGCCAGAUCCAGGCAGCUUUCGACAUCCUGGACCUGCGGCUCCAGAGGCAGAUGCUGAGGCUCAGUGCGCCCCAGCCCUUCCCACCCCCUGGCCCCGGACAGCAGGGCCUGGAGGAUUCCAUCAGGUCCCACAAAGGCCAGCGAGGGAAGAAAGCCAUGGCGAAGUAG